AUGGCGACCCUCGACGGCUCGUCCGCGGCUCCUCCAGCGGAGUCUCGACUGGAGAAGAGGGGCUCCAGUGUCAGCGCGCUGGAACGCGGGCCCCGGAAGGCGGCAGUCGCAGCGGAGCUGAGCCGGCGGCCACUUCACGUGCCUCCGCUGAUCCCGGCCUCUCAAAGCAAGGCGCCCCCUCCGCAGUUAGAUGGCUGCGACUCCGACACGAGCGGCUGCAGGGAGGACUCGGGCUCGCCGUCUCCGUCGCCGCCGCUGCUGUUCGGGUCGCCGCCUGCGACGCCUGCCGGCCUGCUACCCCCGCACCAGUCUUCCGCAGCGGCGGCGGCUGCAGCAGCGGCGGCAGCGGCCCUCUCGCCCUCCUCCGGACUGGUGAGGUCGCCCUUCCUGGCGUCGCACCCUACCCACCACCACGGCCACCAGCACCAGCCGCAGCAGCAGCACCAGCAGCAGCAGCGCAAGAAGAGGUCCCGGGCGGCCUUCUCGCACGCGCAGGUUUACGAGCUGGAGCGCCGAUUCAACCAGCAACGUUACCUUUCCGGCCCAGAACGAGCCGACCUGGCGCACGCGCUCAAGCUGACCGAGACCCAAGUGAAGAUCUGGUUCCAGAACCGGCGCUACAAGACGAAGCGCAAACAGUUGCAGCUGCAGGAGCAGCACCACCACCAACAGCAGCAGCAGCACCAGCAGCUUCAGGCCACGUCCGUGUCCUCCGCAGCCGCAGCUGCAGCCGCCGCAGCCGCGGCUGCCAAGCGAGUCGCGGUGAAAGUGCUGGUGAGGGACGACCAGCCCGUCAGCCCGGCUGCCGCCGCCGCCGCUGCAGCCGGCAAGGCCCUGUCGCUGUACCCCCCUCCACCGCCGCAGCUGCCACCGCUGCCCUUCCCCUACUACUACUACCACCCAUUGUUGUGUCAGCCAGCACCAAGCGUCGUGCCGGCUCACCCCAGCUUGUCGCCGCCCAGUGGUGCCUCUAGCCCGCGUUGA
This is a messenger RNA of Schistocerca nitens (vagrant locust), 984 nucleotides long. Its product is annotated as homeobox protein Nkx-2.8-like. The record is from RefSeq and is a predicted model, not a curated record. The transcript has 3 exons. Gene Ontology annotation, cellular component: nucleus. Gene Ontology annotation, biological process: regulation of transcription by RNA polymerase II; cell differentiation. Gene Ontology annotation, molecular function: RNA polymerase II cis-regulatory region sequence-specific DNA binding; DNA-binding transcription factor activity, RNA polymerase II-specific. The coding region runs from base 1 to 984 and encodes 327 amino acids. NCBI's taxonomy places the organism in Eukaryota, Metazoa, Arthropoda, Insecta, Orthoptera, Acrididae.